CCUGUUGUUUUCUCUUCCCCUUUGUCUCUUUGAGGUGGGAGAGAGAGAGAAACAGCAACAGAAGUUGUAAUAAUAAAAAAACCAAACCUUUAAACUAUUAAUGUCCUGUCAUUUCUAAAUCUAUUUCUGGGUUUUCUUUUUUACUUCCAAAUUUCUCAUCUUUUUCUAUAAAUCUCACAUUUUUGAGACUUGGUUUGACCAAAGAUGUAUGUGAAGAAUAGAGGAGAGUAUGCUUCAAAGCAUGUUUUACCAAAGAAAUUAGCUAUUUUGCUUUGUUUUGCUAGCUUCUUUGCAGGAAUGUUCUUCACCAACAGGAUGUGGAUGGUGCCUGAUGCCAAAAGCAUUGUAAAGAAGACAUCUAGAACUGGGGAUGAGCAACAUGUGGACUGUGAUAUGAAAAUUAAGGUUCUAAAGAAUGAAGACAAUAGCUCUAGAGGCAUUUCAGGGUCUCAACAUUCUAUUGAGACAGUGGAUAAGGCAAUUUCAGAUUUGGAGAUUAAAUUAAUGGCUGCUAGGGCAGAACGUGAGACAGUUAUGAAAGAUACCAUAAUAUCCGAGGACUUGAAGAAUGUUGAAUUGACUUCGAGAAGAAAAUAUCUCAUGGUUAUAGGAAUUAAUACGGCUUUUAGUAGUCGUAAGCGGAGAGAUUCCGUUCGUGCAACUUGGAUGCCUCAAGGUGGGAAGCUAAAACAAUUGGAGGAAGAGAAAGGCAUCAUCAUACGAUUCAUUAUAGGUCACAGUUCUACGUCAGGUGGCAUUCUCGAUAAAGCCAUCGAAGCUGAGGAAAGGAUGCAUGGUGACUUUUUGAGAUUGCAACACGUCGAGGGCUAUUUGGAGUUGUCGGCCAAGACGAAAACAUAUUUUUCCACAGCAGUUUCCUUGUGGGAUGCGGAAUUUUAUGUCAAAGUCGAUGAUGAUGUUCAUGUAAAUCUAGCAACACUCGGUAUGACUUUAACUGAACAUAGAAAGAAACCUCGAGUUUAUAUCGGUUGCAUGAAGUCUGGCCCCGUUCUUGCUCGAAAGGGAGUGAAAUACCAUGAACCCGAGUACUGGAAAUUCGGUGAGGUUGGAAACAAAUAUUUCCGACAUGCUACGGGACAAUUGUAUGUUAUAUCAAAGGAUUUGGCCACUUACAUUUUGAUAAAUCAGGAUGUACUGCAUAAAUAUGCUAAUGAAGAUGUUUCAUUGGGAUCUUGGUUUAUCGGUUUAGACGUGGAGCAUGUCGAUGAUAGGAGACUCUGCUGUGGCACUCCACCAGAUUGUGAAUGGAAAGCACAAGCCGGUAAUAUCUGCGCUGCUUCGUUUGACUGGAAGUGCAGUGGGAUUUGUAGAUCAGUGGAGAGGAUCAUGGAAGUUCAUGAACAAUGUGGCGAAGACAAAAAUGCUUUAUGGACCACGAAUUUUGUGCAGACAACUAGAAGUUCUAACUCGGGAAAGAUACACAUGAGGGAGCAGGCAUAGAGAUGGUUUAUUUUCUGUCUCCCCUUCCUACACACUUACAUAUAUAUAUAUAUAUAUAUAAAUAGAGGCCUCUUUUGCUACUGGGGUACCCCUCUACUUUUGGGGAUAUACUAACCCCAAUAGCAGUAAGAUGCAUCAACCCUCAUUCUUUGAAUGGUGGAGGACUGUAUUACAAAGUUCGCUACCAUGGUGAUGAGAUCCACAAACUAGAAUAGUAAUCUUUGUGGGCAGUAUUUUGCUGCUUCUUACUCAAUAAAGAUCAAUAAUAUACACAUUUUUAUAUAUGCGAUGCUUCUAUCGCUUGAUAAUAUCGAUGAUGACUUUGGUUGAGGUG
This is a messenger RNA of Gossypium raimondii (Peruvian cotton), 1795 nucleotides long. Its product is annotated as probable beta-1,3-galactosyltransferase 2. The record is from RefSeq and is a predicted model, not a curated record. The coding region runs from base 205 to 1461 and encodes 418 amino acids. Gene Ontology annotation, molecular function: hexosyltransferase activity. Gene Ontology annotation, cellular component: Golgi membrane. NCBI's taxonomy places the organism in Eukaryota, Viridiplantae, Streptophyta, Magnoliopsida, Malvales, Malvaceae. The transcript has 11 exons.